Messenger RNA from Prunus dulcis (almond), 2784 nucleotides. Its product is annotated as receptor-like cytoplasmic kinase 185. The transcript is spliced from 8 exons. Gene Ontology annotation, biological process: protein phosphorylation. The record is from RefSeq and is a predicted model, not a curated record. Gene Ontology annotation, molecular function: protein kinase activity; ATP binding. Bases 294 to 2456 code for a protein of 720 amino acids. NCBI's taxonomy places the organism in Eukaryota, Viridiplantae, Streptophyta, Magnoliopsida, Rosales, Rosaceae.
ACAGUCACAAACUUCUCUCUCUCUCUUUUUCUCUCGGAAAACGGGACCCAACUUAUGAAUUCAACUCACUCCGUUCCAACGAUUGAACUCGGCCAUGGUGAUUUGGACUUUGAGUUCACUGUUCCGAGCUCGGAUUUUCACGACCAUGUCUCCGCCGUUGAUCCUCGUUUGAGCUCUGUUAGCAGCGGUCUCAGCUCGUAGUGUUGCUUCCUGUUCAAGUCUGCGCUAAUCGACGGUCGUGAUCUCGCUGUUGAUUUCAGAUCUGAAGCGUUACCCAGUAAUCGACGGCGUCGAUGAUGUCUGAGCUCACAGGAAUAUUGAAGAAGGUCCGAUGGUUGUCGAUGAAAUACUUGCUUUUGUUUUGUUAUGUGAUAUCCAUCAUCGAUGCAGCACCAUCAAUAUCCCCCAUGGGUGCACCGUGGGCAGCACCUGAUAUGCCAAAUCUUCCCCUGCCUGCUGAUUUGCCAGUGUCCCAUAGACACUGGCAAAAACAUUUCUUGCCACGUGCUGCGCCAGUUGCACUAUCACCUGCACUCCCUCCUUUUUAUGGUCCCUUAAUAACUGCUGGUCAUCCCCCUGCAACUUCUCGAUUGUCAAGGCCAGCAAUGAAGAGGAGUGGCUUGGCACCUCCCCUUGCUGGCUUUCAGAAUAUUGCCCCAGCACAGUCGAGUGCUGGUGCAAUCCCUUCGGGUUUAGCACAGCCCCCGCUCACUCCUUCCAUUUCCAACUGUUGCAAACCAGACAUGGUAUUGAGACGCGAAAGUCGGGGUUGCCACUGUGUUUAUCCCAUUAAGCUUGACCUCCUCCUCUUAAAUGUUUCACAAAAUCCUAAUUGGAAUCUUUUUCUUCAAGAAUUAGCUUUGCAGCUUGGUUUGAAAGUUUCGCAAAUAGAGCUGAUUAACUUUUAUGUACUCAGCUUAUCAAGGUUAAAUAUUUCGAUGGAUAUUACUCCAUAUCCAGGGGUCAGUUUCUCAGCAAGUGAUGCAUCUGCAAUAAACUCUUCUCUUGUCAUGCACAAGGUUAAUUUAGACCCCGCAUUAGUGGGCGAUUACAAACUCCUCAAUAUAACUUGGUUUAAGCCUCCACCUACUUCUCAAGCUCCUGUUGCUACAUCACCAGUUGAAGCCCCAGCAAAACCAUCACCGACUCAUACGUCCUUAACUGCUUCAAGUAAAGGGAAACAUUCAAAUUUGAGUCUUAUUAUUGGUAUUGGUGCCGGAAUACUGUUAAUUUCCAUUAUAGCUGUGCUCAUACUUUGUUUAUGCACGUUCCGUCAAGAGAAGACUAAAGAAUCUAAUAUAGAAACAGCCCCAGAAAAGCAGAGCAGCGUCGAAACAGUUCCAGCAGUAGGAUCUCUACCCCACCCAAGCAGCACUCGGUUUCUGGCAUUUGAAGAACUUAAACAAGCAACAAACAACUUUGAACCUGCAAGCAUACUCGGAGAGGGUGGUUUUGGCAGGGUGUUCAAGGGCGUCUUAAGUGAUGGUACAGCUGUUGCAAUUAAAAGACUUACUAACGGAGGGCAACAGGGGGAUAAGGAGUUCUUGGUUGAGGUUGAGAUGCUUAGCAGGCUGCAUCAUCGUAAUCUGGUGAAACUUGUGGGUUACUAUAGCAGUCGUGACUCCUCACAAAACUUACUUUGCUACGAGCUUGUGCCAAAUGGAAGCUUGGAGGCCUGGCUUCAUGGUCCCCUGGGAGUAAAUUGUCCUUUAGAUUGGGACACCCGAAUGAAGAUUGCACUUGAUGCUGCCAGAGGACUUGCUUACCUGCAUGAGGACUCACAACCGUGCGUUAUCCACAGAGAUUUUAAAGCAUCCAAUAUAUUGCUAGAGAACAACUUUCAUGCUAAAGUUGCUGAUUUUGGCCUGGCUAAACAGGCACCUGAAGGCAGAGCAAAUUAUCUUUCUACUCGUGUGAUGGGAACAUUCGGGUAUGUAGCUCCAGAGUACGCCAUGACUGGACACCUACUUGUUAAAAGUGAUGUUUACAGCUAUGGGGUUGUCCUUCUUGAAUUACUCACUGGAAGAAAGCCUGUAGAUAUGUCACAGCCAGCCGGGCAGGAGAAUCUUGUGACCUGGGCAAGGCCAAUUCUUAGGGACAAGGAUAGGCUGGAUGAGCUCGCUGAUCCUAGUCUUGAAGGAAAGUACCCAACGGAAGAUUUUGUACGAGUUUGCACGAUUGCAGCAGCUUGUGUUGCUCCUGAGGCAAGCCAACGCCCUACAAUGGGUGAAGUGGUACAGUCAUUGAAGAUGGUGCAACGAAUCACCGAGUAUCAGGAUUCCAUGUUAACCUCUUCCACUGCCAGACCCAAUCACAGGCAGUCAUCAACUACCUUUGAGUCCGAUGUGUCAUCUUCAAUGUUCUCGUCUGGUCCUUACUCUGGUCUAAGUGCCUUAGAUAAUGACAAUGUGUCUAGGGCCGCAGUUUUCUCUGAAGAUCUUCACGAAGGACGAUGAUUGCGUGACAUAAGUCGACAUUCUGUUCAAAGCAUAGUUGACCGUCUGGUAUAGCAAUGUAGGAGCAGUCCCCUUGUGAGCAGGGGAUAUACAGGUUGAUUUUUUGAGUAAUAGGUAGGUUUUGUAAUUGUGAUUCUUGUUGUGGGGAAGGAUGAGUGUCUUUUUGUAGUCCUUUAUGUGGGGGAACCACUGUUCAGUUUUCUCCAUAGGCAGUAGUUCUCCGCACGGUGGAUGAAAUUUUGUAUAUGCCUUGUAAGCUUGUUUCAUGAAAUUGGGGUUUUAAGUGUUUCGUAUUUAUAUAUCCAUUUUCCAUGUCUUUCAAAGUCAA